CGGGCCAAGAUUACUCAUCGUCAACCGGUUGCCAACUUGUGCGAUCUGCCAAUAUCAUAGAAUGGGACCAGAUGAACGACCGAAAAGUUUUUGGAGCCAGAUCGGACAAGGAAAACUCAGAAAUGCUGCGGGAGCUGAGCAAGCGGCAGCAGGACGAGUGCCUGACCACGUGCCGGCACCGGGCCGCCGACACCACCAAGAAGCUCGGUGAGCGUCUGCGUGACACCAACUACUGGAAGUUCGAGCUCGAGAGGCUGCUGGAGGACAUGCGGAAUGAAAUUGACCUGCUGAUCGCCCAGAAGAACCGCCUGCGAAACUCCUUGAACGCCUCGCAGAUCCCGUACAUGAUCGUGACGGACAGCCUGGACACGAGGCGGCGCCGCAUCGACGGCGACCUCGUCACCGAUCAGCUGGACGUGGCCCUGAUGAAGGAGAUGGACGUCAUCAAGCGGGCCCGCGACCUCAUGGAGGACACGAGCGUGACGGCUGACCGGGUGCUGGCCGGGGACCGGCGCGCCAAGGACGCCCUGGAGCACGACUGGAGCGACAAGUACGAGGCGUCGCGCAUUGACAGCGCCGCCGGCGAGCUGACGCCCAACUCCACCAACAUCAAGCCGUACCCGGGCGUGCGCGCCUUCCACCCGGGCCAGUCGACGCUGGAGGAGUGGCGCGAGUUCACCCAGCGGAACCAGGACCGCGCCGAGGAGCAGCGCUGCGAGUCCACCCGCCUGCGUCACCUGAUCGACCGCAUCCUGCAAGAGGUGUCCCGUGACAUGCUGGCCGCCAGCGACGAGAGCGCUACAGCUACCGAGCGGCGAAUUCAGGAAGUAAUCGCCGCCCUGCAGCGGCUGGAGACAGAGCUACGAGAGGUGAUUCAGGAGAUCGCCAACCAGGAGCAGGCCAUCGCCGACCUGAAGCAGGCCAUCGACGACCUGGAGCGGCCACUGAUGGUGGCGCAGUCCCGCACGUACAGGCGCGGCUUCAGGCCGAACGUCGAGGAGUCCCGCGACCACCCGCAGUGCAGCCUGGCUGUGGAGCUGCUGGAGCUGCCGAAGCAGCUGGCUCUGCUGCGACAGCGACUGUCGGACGCCCAGCGACACCUGCAGACGCUGCUGAAUCGGCGAUGCGUGCUGGAGAACGAUGUCGCCGUGAAGCGGGAAUCGCUUCGCAUCGACAAGGACAAGGUUCGGGUGAUCCGCAGUCGCUACCCGUCCAGUGUGCGACUCAACGGAUACUGAUGACGUCACACAGACCGACGUCACAGAGGUGUCUGCCCCAGGCGACUAGACGUGGUCGCAUAAUCAAAUUGCCCCCGGCGCAAUUGGUUGUACGUUGCGGUGGAUGUUUUUCGAUGCUCCAUCGCUUUACUGGCUCUCGCCAGCUCUUCGUCCGUAAUUCUGGCUUGUGAUGUGCCUGCACCUGUCCUCAGCGAAUGGAGGCAAAUUUCGUCCGAUUUGUUGUCUUUUGCACAUAUAGUGUGUUGCUAGGAGUAAACAAAAGUCCGACAAUAAACACACUGCGAAAU
This is a messenger RNA of Pollicipes pollicipes, 1525 nucleotides long. Its product is annotated as tektin-4. Bases 72 to 1238 code for a protein of 388 amino acids. The record is from RefSeq and is a predicted model, not a curated record. Gene Ontology annotation, cellular component: nucleus; microtubule cytoskeleton. Gene Ontology annotation, biological process: cilium movement involved in cell motility; cilium assembly. Lineage: Eukaryota; Metazoa; Arthropoda; Thecostraca; Pollicipedomorpha; Pollicipedidae. The transcript has 10 exons.